GCCCGGGGCUCUCUGGGCCGCGCCUGAGGCGGAGGCAACGGGGCCGGGGGGCGGCGGCAGUAGUGGCGGCAGCGGCGUCGGUGUGCGCCGCGGCUGGCCCGGGUGGAUGGAGUUGGAGGGGCGGAGUGCAGGCGGUGUGGCGGGGGGGCCGGCGGCUGGGCCCGGGCGGAGCCCCGGGGAGUCUGCACUGCUGGACGGGUGGCUGCAGCGGGGCGUGGGACGGGGGGCCGGCGGUGGGGAGGCCGGGGCCUGCAGGCCCCCAGUACGGCAGGAUCCGGACUCCGGCCCGGACUACGAGGCGCUGCCGGCUGGAGCCACUGUCACCACGCACAUGGUGGCGGGCGCCGUGGCAGGGAUCCUGGAGCAUUGCGUGAUGUACCCCAUCGACUGCGUCAAGACCCGGAUGCAGAGUCUACAGCCUGACCCAGCUGCCCGUUAUCGCAAUGUGUUGGAGGCCCUCAGGAGGAUUAUAAGAACGGAGGGCCUCUGGAGGCCCAUGCGGGGGCUGAACGUCACAGCAACAGGCGCAGGCCCUGCUCACGCCCUCUAUUUUGCCUGCUACGAAAAGUUGAAAAAGACAUUGAGUGAUAUAAUCCAUCCAGGGGGCAAUAGCCAUAUUGCCAAUGGUGCAGCCGGGUGUGUGGCAACAUUACUUCAUGAUGCAGCCAUGAAUCCGGUGGAAGUGGUCAAGCAGAGGAUGCAGAUGUACAACUCACCAUACCACCGGGUGACAGACUGUGUACGGGCAGUGUGGCAAAAUGAAGGGGCUGGAGCCUUUUACCGCAGCUACACCACCCAGCUAGCCAUGAACGUUCCCUUCCAAGCCAUCCACUUCAUGACCUAUGAAUUCCUGCAGGAGCACUUUAACCCCCAGAGACGGUACAACCCCAGCUCCCAUGUCCUUUCCGGAGCCUGUGCAGGAGCUGUAGCUGCCGCUGCCACAACCCCACUGGACGUUUGCAAAACACUGCUCAACACCCAGGAAUCCCUGGCUUUGAACUCAAACAUUACAGGACAUAUCACAGGCAUGGCUAGUGCCUUCAGGACGGUAUAUCAAGUAGGCGGGGUGACCGCAUACUUCCGAGGGGUGCAGGCACGAGUAAUUUACCAGAUCCCCUCCACGGCCAUCGCAUGGUCUGUGUAUGAGUUCUUCAAAUACCUGAUCACUAAACGGCAAGAAGAGUGGAGAGCCGGCAAGUGAAGGAGCACUGUGUGCAGCCAGGGGUAGACAGCACUGCUGCGGCCUGCCCCCUCCAGCCGUGUUCUGCCUCCUGGCACACUCCAGCCUUGAGUGGAGUUGGGAGGAAGGGAGAGGGCUCUCCCUGGGCUCUCAGUGUUGUGGCUAACACCAGUUCCCGCCAGCCUUGUUGCCUCACCACCUCUCCUCCCAGGCCUUGGGCGAGGGGUGCAGCAGAGCACCCCUCAGCACUUCUGUCAACCUCCGUCAUGGGCCUGGUGACCCGCUCUAGACUGUUAUAGAGGGCUAAGCAGCACAUUCCCCUGGUUCCUAAUAAAAAGCCUUUAAAUGAAA
This is a messenger RNA of Marmota flaviventris (yellow-bellied marmot), 1531 nucleotides long. RefSeq names its product solute carrier family 25 member 28 (gene Slc25a28). Lineage: Eukaryota; Metazoa; Chordata; Mammalia; Rodentia; Sciuridae. Gene Ontology annotation, biological process: iron import into the mitochondrion. Gene Ontology annotation, cellular component: mitochondrial membrane. Gene Ontology annotation, molecular function: ferrous iron transmembrane transporter activity. The record is from RefSeq and is a predicted model, not a curated record.